Columba livia (rock pigeon) is the source of this 1664-nucleotide messenger RNA. Its product is annotated as cytochrome P450 2K4. Gene Ontology annotation, cellular component: cytoplasm; intracellular membrane-bounded organelle. The transcript has 9 exons. The coding region runs from base 117 to 1664 and encodes 515 amino acids. Gene Ontology annotation, molecular function: oxidoreductase activity, acting on paired donors, with incorporation or reduction of molecular oxygen, reduced flavin or flavoprotein as one donor, and incorporation of one atom of oxygen; heme binding; iron ion binding. Gene Ontology annotation, biological process: xenobiotic metabolic process. The record is from RefSeq and is a predicted model, not a curated record. NCBI's taxonomy places the organism in Eukaryota, Metazoa, Chordata, Aves, Columbiformes, Columbidae.
AGGAAAAAAAAUGUACAUCUGGUCUAAAUGGAAGAAAACAAGACCUGAAAGUCCUUUUCUCUGUGUGAAGCCACUUCCCCUGAAGGUGUGUUCAGGUAGUGACAGAAGGGCUAUAAAUGGACCCCAGGAUGCUCACAGCCACACUUGGCUCAGCCAUGGCCAUACAGAGUUUGCUGCAGCACAUGGUGGGCUCCAGCUUGCUGUUUUAUUUGGCAGCAGGGCUGGUCGCUCUCCUUUACUUUCUUACCAGCUCAAAGAAGCCGGUUCGCAGUCUGCCUCCCGGCCCACGGCCUCUUCCUCUGAUCGGGAACUUGAACGUGGUGGACCUGAAAAAGCCGUUCCAGUCGCUGACAGAGCUCUCCAAGAGAUAUGGCAGUGUCUUCACUGUGCAUUUUGGACCCAGGAGAGCUGUGGUAUUGGCUGGAUAUGAAACCAUCAAGGAUGCCCUUUUAAACCAUGCUGAAGAAUUUGGAGAGAGAGCAGAAAUACCCAUAUUUAGGCAAAUGACACAAGGAAAUGGCAUAGCAUUCAGCCAUGGAGAGCGAUGGAAAACUAUGAGAAGAUUCACCUUGUCCACACUGCGAGAUUUUGGAAUGGGGAAGAGAACCAUUGAGAUCCGAAUCCUGGAGGAAGUGAACUCCCUCAUUAAAUACUUUGAAUCCUAUCACGGGAAGCCAUUUGAUACGAAGAUGAUACUCAACAACGCUGUAUCCAAUGUCAUCUGCUCUAUAUUGUUUGGAGAAAGGUUUGAAUAUGAUGAUCCUGUCUUUCUAACUUUAUUGAAGAUGCUAAAUGAAAACGUUAAGCUGUUGGGCUCCCCUAUGGUGCUGUUAUAUAAUUUCUACCCAUCGCUUGGAUUCCUCUCUGGAGCUUCCAGGACUGUGCUACAAAACAUCAGUGAACUGAGCGCUUUUCUCCAGAAGCUUUUCCAGGAACACAGAAAAGAGUUUAAUGAAAAUAACUUAACGGGCUUUGUCGAUGCCUUUCUGAUGAAGCAACAACAGGAAUCAAAGAAACCCCACACUAUGUUCGACAAUGGAAACCUGUUGUUUUCAACCCUGGACCUCUUUGCCGCUGGGACCGAGACCACUUCCACGACUGUGCGCUGGGGUCUUCUUCUGAUGAUGAAGUACCCGGAAAUCCAGAGAAAGAUUCAGGAAGAAAUGAACCACGUCAUUGAACCAGGAGAGCUGCCGAAGUUGGAGGACCGGAAAAAAAUGCCUUAUACAGACGCAGUGAUACAUGAAAUACAAAGGUUUGCCAAUCUCGUACCAAUGAGCGUAUCACGAUCAACUCCUGCCGAUGUGAAUUUCCGAGGUUACGUGAUUCCUAAGGGUACGGAGAUUAUUCCGCUGCUGACCUCCGCUCUGAAGGACGAGUUACACUGGAAAACCCCGGAUCAGUUCAACCCUUCUCACUUCCUGGAUGCCAACGGGAACUUCGUUAGGAGAGAGGCAUUUAUUCCAUUCUCCAUAGGACGAAGGGCUUGCGCUGGAGAAGGACUGGCCAAAAUGGAGCUGUUCCUCUUCUUCACGGGCUUGCUGCGCAGGUUUGUUUUCCAACCUGCUCCAGGAGUGGAUAAGUCAGACCUGGAUCUCACUGCUGACGUGGGCUUUACCUUGACCCCCAUGCCUCACCUGGUUUGUGCUGUGCCCUAUGAAUGA